Messenger RNA from Dermacentor albipictus, 897 nucleotides. RefSeq names its product keratin-associated protein 6-2-like. The record is from RefSeq and is a predicted model, not a curated record. NCBI's taxonomy places the organism in Eukaryota, Metazoa, Arthropoda, Arachnida, Ixodida, Ixodidae.
UUUGAGACAUCAAUCGCGUCGUAUUUUACUACGUGCUCUUGCGCCUUCCUUCUUCCUGGUGACAAAAGUAUGGUCGCGACUAGGAACAGGGGGCACUUGUGCAGUCCUGGCGCAUCAGUGGUGGAGAACUUGGCGGAGAUCGGUGUCUAGCCAUAUAAAAGCAAAGACCUUGAGAACGCGCCCUCAAGUGUGCCCCCUUCGAACAGUCGACAAUGAAGCCGCUGAUCUGUACAGCUGUGGUUUGCGCAUUAUUUGGCACAGUCUUUACUGGAGGAUUCGGGCCUGAUUGCGGCUAUGGGCCAGGGUUCGGCGUAGGGUAUGGUGGUUUUGGGUUUGGUCCCGGAGGUGGCAAUGCACUGGGAUUCGGAGGAGGCUACGGAGGAGGCUACGGGGAAGGUUAUGGAGGUGGUUAUGGAGGAGGUUUCGGAGGAGGCUUUGGGGGAGGCUUCGGAGGAGGCUGCGGUGGAGGCUUUGGGCCAGUAGUGGCCAGUGGACUUUUGGGAGGUUUCGGAGGUGGCUUUGGAGGUGGCUUUGGCGGUGGGCUUGGAUUUCCUGCGGGAGAAACAUACUUUGGGGGACCCGGCACGUUCGGCUACGUGAAGACUCUGACCGGUCCGGCAUAUCUUGUACGAAGAGAAAAUAAAGUGAAGAAGAUCCAUCCAGGCAUCCCAAUUGCCGCUCACACAGGAAUCGGUUCUGGACCCGGUUUGCUGAAAGUAUGACCGCUGGCGGGUAUUCACCGACAGCAAGGAAAAAAUGAUGGGUUCCUCUGCACACCUGUUUUCUGGCGCUGACUGGUUCUGAAUGUUUAGCUGGGACCGCUGUGGCAAAUAGUGAAACAAAUUGUGAAACUGUGAUUAUUUAUUAGUUGUUUGCAAUAAAGAUAUUUUGUCGGUA